GUUUCACCUGAUUACAGCCUUUGCUGCUCUCAUUCUUCCUGCAAUCUUCUUCUUCCUCUUCAAUGAAGGGAAGAAGAAAUCCCAAAAUAGCAAAUUAAUGAAACGGCUUCCACCCGGCCCCCGAAAACUUCCUAUAAUCGGAAACCUUCACCAGAUGAGCAACCCUCCCUUCCGCUGCUUCAGAGACCUCUCCAACAAACACGGCCCCCUGAUGCACCUCAAGCUCGGCGAGUGCAACGCCAUCGUCGUCUCGUCUCCAGAUAUCGCGAAACAAAUGCUGAAAGAUCUCGACCCUAGCUUCGCCAGCCGGCCACAGAACGUGGCCGCGGAGAUCAUGUGGUACAACAGCAGCAACAUCGUCUUCUGCCCCUACGGAGACUACUGGCGCCAGAUGCGGAAGCUCUGCAUCAUCGACCUUCUCAGCCCCAAAAUGGUGCGCUUGUACCAAUCCAUCCGGCUAGACGAGUCAAACCAAUUGGUCAAUUCCUUGCGCGAAUCUUCUGGAAGCUCCGUGAAUCUGACGGAGAAGAUCUUCUCCUUGUCGAGCUCUAUCACUUUCCGUGCGUCCUUCGGCGGCGUUUGCAAAGAUAACAAAACGCUGAUGAAGAUGAUGUCGGACUCGCUGCAGAUGGCGACGGGGUUGGAGAUCGUGGAUAUGUUCCCGUCGUCGAGGAUCGCCGCCGCGCUGAGCUGGGGGAAGCUGCGCCGCAUAAGGACGAUGCGGCGCAAGCUCGAUGUGAUCUUGGAUGAUAUUAUCGACCGGCAUAGGAGAAAUCGAGGCGGGAAUUCGGAGUUUGGGGGUGAGGAUUUGGUGGAUGUGUUUCUUAGGGCUAAGGAAGAAGAGGAGCUCAAGUUCCCAAUUGACAACCACAACAUCAAGGCUGUAUUAUAUGAUAUGUUCACAGCUGGAAGUGAUGCUGCAGCGGUAGCUACUGACUGGGCCAUGGUAGAACUACUAAGGCACCCUCGAGUGAUGGCCAAGGCACAAGCUGAAGUACGACAAGCCUUGAAAGAAAACCCCGGGUUAGAACAAAACAACGUCGCUUAUAAUAUGAAAUAUCUAAAACUUGUGAUCAAGGAGAUUCUGAGGCUGCACCCACCUGGUCCGAUGCUACCUAGAACUAGCAACAAGGAACACAUGAUCAACGGAUACACCAUACCUGCUAGAGCGAUGGUGUUCGUAAACAAUUGGGCCAUGCAGAGGGACCCCAAGUAUUGGAACGAUCCGGAGAAGUUUGUGCCUGAGAGAUUCGAGGAUCAAAGUGUGGAUUUUGUAGGUGGUGAUUUAGAGUUUUUGCCAUUUGGAACUGGAAAAAGAAGGUGUCCCGGGAUGACAUUCGGCUUGGCUAUUGUGGAAUCGGCUCUAGUCCAGUUGCUCUACAACUUCGAUUGGAAGCUUCCAGAAAGUGUCAGGGCUGAGGAUUUGGACAUGACUGAAAUUUUUGGGCUAGUAGCUGCAAGAAAACAAAAAUUAUUUGUGGUUGCCACUCCGUAUGAAUCAUGAUUUGGAGCUUCAUGUAAUAAAGAGACCUUUCCAUCUUCUGAAUAAUGCACACCAACUGGUCCGUACUAUCCUCAAAAAAACUGAUGGAGAUGUUGUAUCCGUAUUCUGCUUAUUUGGUUUUUAUGUGUGUAUACGUAAUUGACAUUACAAUUCCACAAUUGGUCAAUUACAUAGUGUUUGUACUUUUAAAUAAUAUUGUAAUCUUAAUAAAGGGUGCAAUUGAAUUGAGUCCAA
Molecule: messenger RNA, 1738 nt
Organism: Salvia splendens (bonfire salvia)
Lineage: Eukaryota; Viridiplantae; Streptophyta; Magnoliopsida; Lamiales; Lamiaceae
Product: premnaspirodiene oxygenase
Exons: 2
Coding region: 98-1504 (468 amino acids)
Molecular function (GO): monooxygenase activity; heme binding; oxidoreductase activity, acting on paired donors, with incorporation or reduction of molecular oxygen
Source: RefSeq, a predicted model, not a curated record